AUGGAUCGCUAUGCUGAGGUGAAGCUUCUUCUGAAGAGCUGGGAGGGGGACUUCCUGAAUAGGACCAUGAGAGACGACCUACCAAGACGGACAUCGAGAACGCCCCGGAGGAAACGCGGAACCUGUACAGGGAGUACCGGGCCCUAAAGAAGAAGCAGCAGCAGGCCAAUGAAUGUGAGCCGGAUGGAGCCACAGACCGGGUCCCAGACAGGGAGGAACCCGACUCUUGGGGGAGCCAUCUGAACCGUGCCGCCAGUGUGACCCCAAAGAUGACUCCUCAGAGCGCUCCUCCCUCAAAGCGUCUGCGCAGUACUAUGGAAUGAAACUCAAAUCCAACCUGGGAGGAGCUGGGAAGAACCGUCCAUGGUCCUUAAAGAAGAAGACUGUUACAUCGCCCUCGUGUGUCCCACCUGAGCCAUCGCCCACCUGUGUCCCACCUGAGCCAUCGCCCACCUGUGUCCCACCUGAGCCAAUGCCCACCUGUGUCCCACCUGAGCCAUCGCCCACCUCUGUCCCACCUGAACCAUCCACUGAUCCUACUCCUGACCGUCCUCCAGACUCCACGGAGGAUUUGCCUCUUCUUACAAUGGGCCUAAGAACCCACAAGGUUAAUUUAACCCCUUCCAGUCAUAAUGGUGUUGGGAGGAAGCUUCACCAGCUCCAGUCUAAAGUUGGGCAACGCCUGUCCUCACUGGACCAUGACUGGUUGCAGAGAUGUGAGCUCAGAGGGGCAGGAGCAGGACAGGGAGAUAAACCAAUUAUGGAAGAGAGGAGAGAAAGAAAGGCUGGGUUGGAGCUGAUGGACUUCCAGUGGUCUUCUGUAGAUGGACAUUCUCCUCAUUCCGGGAGGGGUCAGCGUGAGGUGAAGCAUGAAGUGAAGUCAAUAGAUGACACCAAGACACAGGGGAGUGUCUUGUCUACAGAGGAUAUUCCACACAUGACCACCAGUGCUGCAGACUGCAAGAAGAUGAGUGAACCAGUAAAGACCAGAUCACCAAACCAUCACCUGAAGGAGGUGGAAACAAACCCUGAAGAACAAAGAAAGAAGAUCCUUCUGGUCUCAGAGAGGAAUAAAGACGUCAUCCAUCAAUCACCUGGACCAAACGAUGGACCAAAUAUGGAAGCUGCAUCAUCAACCGGGUCAAGUAAUCCAUCCAUUAUACAGGAAAAAUAUAAAGAGCUGGAGGGGCUCACAGAGGACAGUAAGGGGAGUGACCUGACUUCACAGAAUGGGAAAGUCUCACGUAGGAAAAGGCGAAGGGAUGCGACAAACAAUGCAGAUCCUGAGGAUGUUCACUCACGGAAGAGACAACGCAAAGCAAAGCUGACCACAGAGGAGAAGAGUCCCAAGCGAGGCCCAAAAAAAGUCUAAAGUAGGUGAAGACUCUGAGGAUCCGCCCACAACUGAAGUCUCCAGCCGAAUGACAGAGAACAUCCUGGGGGAAAUGAUGGAAGAAGAUAUGAAGAGAGUCGCUGCACAAAUUCCGCAAAGUGCCAGGGUGCCACAGAGGAGAACAGAGAACUUUGUCCGCAUUAAUCUGAAGAAGAAAUCCCACGUAAAAAGUUUUGUGUUAAAUGGCAGCAGACUGAGAAAG
Molecule: messenger RNA, 1595 nt
Organism: Staurois parvus
Lineage: Eukaryota; Metazoa; Chordata; Amphibia; Anura; Ranidae
Source: the annotation of a GenBank genome assembly